Molecule: messenger RNA, 1234 nt
Organism: Salmo salar (Atlantic salmon)
Lineage: Eukaryota; Metazoa; Chordata; Actinopteri; Salmoniformes; Salmonidae
Source: RefSeq, a predicted model, not a curated record
AACUUCUUUGCAGCUUCUAUUUAUUACAGCUAGUGGUCUGUCUUGGUGAGGCAAAGUGUUCAGUUCACAAGCUGGAAACAGGCAUCUAAGGGUAAGCACCCAUUCUAUGGAUGUACAACUUCUUUCUUAGAGAAAUUCUGAAUGUGUUAUUUAACCCUUGGCAAAGCUUGGCACAGAGGCUUCUUCUACACACACUCUGAAGAAGGCAUAGUAGCCAAAACACAAGUCAAUGCCAUGGUUCUGGAGACUGUGUGGAGACUAUUGUCACCAGUGCAGUGGAGUCUGUGUCUUUUAUCCCUUCUCCUGCUUCUCAUAGUAUCAAUGCUAUUAUGUGCGAUCCGUUCUAAAAGGUAAUAAUUCUUCCUGUAUUAUGGCCCUUUAUGAGCAUUUUUCAGGUAUUGCUGACAUCCUGUCUGCAUUUUCCAUUAGUAGAAAGACGUCCAGGUUGUCAUUGGCUGAAAUGGGACCGAUCUCUGGUGAAAGGCCUCCAGAUUCAAUUGAGGUCACGACCUCAGAACUAAGGAAGGACAUCAUUGGACCAGCAUCCUCAAAAAGAAAGUCAACCCAGUUCCAAAGAGAACACAGAGUGUCUUUCCCAGGGCAGGAUACCCCAAGGCCGGUGAAGAAGGCUUUGAGGCAGUUGCCUCCCUUACCUGAGCUGGAGAAGAGCAGUGUCCGACGACACAGCAGCUACACUGGGUCCGUAGUGUACGACGUUGUGGCCACAGAGGUUUGUAUUCCAUGGCCCACUACAGACAACCAGGCUUCUCAACAACAGACAGCAGACUGCAGCAACCACCUGGAGGAGGAAGAUGAAAAGGGGGAAAUUCCGUUCCCUGUCUAUGCCAAAGUCAACAAAACCAAAGUUUGCUCGAACUCAUCAAGACGUUCACCACUGUAUGCCAAAGUGAACAAGACUAGCUCCCGGACUGUGAAAUCUGAACUACUGUUCUGCAGUGACUGAUAAUAAGUCAACACUGUGACUGACAUGUCCUCCAAAUGCUAAAUAGUCUACUAUGUUUUACGCCAAAAGCUUAUUUGAGAUAAUUGCUUCAAAUGCCAAUCUGAGUCGUGUAAACGGAUGACAAGUGUAAUCCAAUAGACAAGAGUAAAAAGUAUCACUCACUCGCAGAGCCAAAUGCAUAGUUGUUUUGUACUUUCUGAAAUGUUUACAUGCCUAUGUGUUUCUUAUGUUGUUUCUCAGGCCCACAAUGCUAUAAAGACACAUACAUGA